AUGCCAAUAUGCAUCCAUUGCCGCCACCCCAUCCCCGUCCUCUACACCACCUACUCCAAAGCCGACGACCGCGCCCUGGGCAAAGGCGUGCGGCUCACCCAAUGCCCCUCGUGCAAGAACUUUGCCGACAAAUAUGUCGAGCAUGACUUUAUCGUUCUCUUCAUUGACCUCGUGCUGAUAAAAGCUGAAGUAUACCGACAUUUACUAUUCAACCGCCUCGGCACCUCCGACGAGAAAUUCGACCGCUCGAUCCUCCGCCUCGGCGUGCUCCUGCUCCUCUUCGACGUCUACCUCACAUGGGCGCGCAUCGAGAAAAUCAGCCAAAACGCCUCUCUCCUCGCAUCCCAACCACUCAUGCUGCAAUACCUGUUCUUCCUCGCGCUCGUCACGCUGUCAACACUUGCAUUCCACAUCCCCAUUCGCCUGCUAUGUUCCCUCCCUCCCUCGCCCCUCCGAGUACUGCACGAAGCUGUUCCCGAUAUUGCUGAUUAUCUGGGAAUACGACUUGCGCAGCAGCGCGACGGCGGUGAGUUGGGCGGUUAUUGUGAAUAA
This is a messenger RNA of Parastagonospora nodorum SN15, 552 nucleotides long. RefSeq lists its product as hypothetical. The record is from RefSeq and is a predicted model, not a curated record. The coding region runs from base 1 to 552 and encodes 183 amino acids. Gene Ontology annotation, cellular component: cortical endoplasmic reticulum; Golgi apparatus. The transcript is spliced from 3 exons. Gene Ontology annotation, biological process: regulation of plasma membrane sterol distribution; sterol metabolic process; sphingolipid metabolic process. Lineage: Eukaryota; Fungi; Ascomycota; Dothideomycetes; Pleosporales; Phaeosphaeriaceae.